GCACUUUAACAAGUAGUUCCUCGGGAGGGGAAAGCGGAUCUACAGAUCGGUUGAAAACAUGAGUUCGUCGUUUUUGUGCGCAUGUUAUUCAAUGGGUAAGGUACCUACCUACCUACUUAAGGUACCUACCUACCUUGGGUAUAUAAGUAUGUCUGUGAACAGAUGGUUGUGCUCCGACCCUUCGGAGGGGUUUGGUUACACUUGCUCAUUUGUCAUUUUGCCAAAUCUCUACACACCCUCACUCCGCGAGCAUGCUACCUAUUCAAUUGCAUUCAUUUGUCUCGGUCAAAAUCAAGUUAAGCAAGCCUGUCCCUCAUUGAUUAUCUCCAAAUGUACUCGUCUUUACGUGCGAUCCGGCCAAGGGCCUCGGUGCCGCCCACCAUGCUGGCAAGCACUCUCCGGAAAAUUGCCAGCAUGGCUGCAGUGGCACCCGCUAGCCCUAAGAGAGAAGGCGACAUUUCAGAUGCGUUUGCGUCGCUCGCAGGACAAAAGGAGGAACCUUUACCUGACCGCUAUCGUGAGCUGAAACUAUCACUGGUAGCUGGACGCGAAAGAGAGAUCGAGGCUAGUUGGAAACGCCUCCUGGCUGCUCUCAAGAUGGAAAAUGACAUGAUUGCCCGGAAAGGAUCGUCCAUCGUUCCCGAGCUAGAAUACAGUGCGCUGGACUCACAUCUUCCAGAGCGCAGAGACGAGAUCCAAAAACGGGGCGUCGCUGUCGUGCGCGGCGUGAUUCCCGAGGUCGAAGCGAGGGCCUACAAGGACGAUCUCGAACAGUACAUCCGCAAGAAUCCAGACACCAGAGGCUUCCCAGCCCUCGACCGCCAAGUUUUCGAGCUGUACUGGAGUGCCCCUCAGAUCAAAGCCAGGGGCCACCCGAACCUUCUGCGCACGCAACGAGCUCUUCUCGAAGGUCUCUGGACAGCAGGACAUGACCGCAUGAUUGAUCUGUCGACGCCACUCUCGUAUGCUGAUCGUCUACGUAUACGCCGGCCUGGAGACGCCUCCUUUGCUCUCGGUCCGCAUCAAGACGGAGGCAGCGUCGAGCGCUGGGAGCGCCACGGGUAUGGCCUGGGCAAGGUGUACGAUGAUGUAUUCAAAGGCAACUGGGACGGUGCGUCUUUUGACAUCUGGGAUGCCGGGGCACGCAUCGAUGCGCGCCAAAACAACUACAACGGGAUGGGCGCGUGCUCAAUGUUCCGGGCCCUCCAAGGCUGGCUUAGCAUGAGCCACAGCGGUGCCAACGAGGGUACCCUGAAGAUAUACCCCGGUGUCAAGCUUGCCGUCACAUAUAUGCUACUGAGACCAUUCUUUCAGCCUGUCAGGGCAUCUGCUGAGUUUGGAGCUUACGGGGUCGAAACGGAAGGCUUUUUGCAUCCCGAAAACUGGGCGCUCACACGAGCUCAAGAUAUGAAUUCGGAUCUACAAGGUGCCACUCCUGGUAGGGGCCAGGAAUUUCCACGCGCUGAGCUGCACCCUCACCUCGAACUGGCCAAGACUAUGGUUCAUGUACCCAAAGUCAAACCUGGUGACUUUGUUGUUUGGCAUUGCGAUACCAUUCAUGCAGUAGAUCGUAUUCACAAAGGAAAAUCCGACUCUAGCGUUCUUUACAUACCUGUCUGCCCUGUCACAGAGCAAAACGCAGAGUACCUCGCAAUCCAGAGACAAGCUUUCCUGGAUGGCACGCCCGGCCCCGACUUCCCUGGUGGCAAGGGCGAAUCACGACAUGUUGAUCGGCCUACGGCCGAGUAUGCCGCGGAGCAUCUGGACUUGCAAGGGUUGCAAGCUAUGGGACUAAGGAGGCUGUCGGUGCCAGAUGGAGCUCCGCCAGGAGCAAGGAGCGUGCUGAAAAAUGCCAACAAAAUUCUUGGUUUCUGAUGUUUGGUUAAACUUUUUUGCCUUGCAUCCAUGUCAUCUGUUUUCCUGUUUUCCAAGGUCUUUGUCUUGGAAUUUUCCAUGGUACUCGGCAUUGAAUCUUUGAGCUGUGCUUGAGAAUUCGCUGGCCUUCACCUCUCUUCCAUUGCCCCAUGACUACAGAAGCCAG
Molecule: messenger RNA, 2041 nt
Organism: Pyricularia grisea
Lineage: Eukaryota; Fungi; Ascomycota; Sordariomycetes; Magnaporthales; Pyriculariaceae
Exons: 2
Coding region: 331-1875 (514 amino acids)
Source: RefSeq, a predicted model, not a curated record